Rhinocladiella mackenziei CBS 650.93 is the source of this 3054-nucleotide messenger RNA. RefSeq lists its product as uncharacterized. The transcript has 2 exons. Gene Ontology annotation, molecular function: protein binding. Gene Ontology annotation, cellular component: Pwp2p-containing subcomplex of 90S preribosome; small-subunit processome. The record is from RefSeq and is a predicted model, not a curated record. NCBI's taxonomy places the organism in Eukaryota, Fungi, Ascomycota, Eurotiomycetes, Chaetothyriales, Herpotrichiellaceae. Gene Ontology annotation, biological process: rRNA processing. The coding region runs from base 1 to 3054 and encodes 1017 amino acids.
AUGGACGAUGGUCUAGAAUUCCCAGUUGCAAAGAAACAGCGACGGGAGACCAAUUCUGCUUGGGGAAAAAGGCGUACAAGUUCCCGGCUAUUUGCUCCCUUCAGGACUCUCGGGCUCGUCUCCCCUACUAAGGUACCCUUCACUUCCGUUCCAUUGGGGAAAACGACUUUUCAAAUUACUACCUCCGUCGGUAAUACUUUGCAAACUUACGAUCUGCGACGAGGACUUAAUCUUGUUUUCCUUAGCCGGCCCCGAUGCCUAAGUCCUAUCACUGCUACCUACGCGUACCGCGAUCGAGUCUUCGUUGCUUGGGGUGGCUCCCAACCGAAUCAGCCUCGAGGCGUGUGGAUAUUUAAGCGAGGGAGAUUGGUCGGAGAGUUGAGCACGGAGGACGUAUACCCUCAGGAGAUUGCGCAAAUAAUCAUAUUUGGCUCUUGGAUCGUGGGCUGCGGGACGGAAGCGAUCGAAAUCUGGAAAACUGAUUCUUACGAACACUAUACCACGAUUAUCCCUUCCUCACCCUCUACGGACGGCCGUUCACAGUCGAUCUUUUCUGGUCAUGUCUGUACUCUUCCCACGCUGUUGAACAAGAUAUUCGUCGGGCGAAAAGAUGGCCUGGUUGAAAUAUACAAUGUCAGUACCGGGAGAUUGGUCCAUACAAUUCUUGCUCCUUCUGCAAGCUCUGGGUCUAUCACGGCUCUUGCUCCGACCCCAGCCCUCUGCCUAUUGGCGGUAGCUUAUGCCGAUGGCACUCUGAUCAUCACCGACAUUGAAGCCGAUGAGCCGGUCCUCGAAUUACACCAGAGAAAUUCGUUGAAACCCGUCACAUCGAUCACAUUUCGCACUGACGGCAUGGGAGCUGGUGAGGAUGGUCGCAAGGAUGGUAUCAUGGCCACAUCCAGCAUCGAAGGCGGGGACAUUACCAUCUGGGAUCUCAACCGCGGUGGCAAAGUGGUCGGGGUGGUCCGAGGGGCUCAUGAGACUUCCAACCUGGCCCAAGGAACUGGUAUCAACAAGGUAGAAUUUCUACCCGGACAACCGGUCUUGAUUUCUUCAGGACUAGACAAUGCUUUGAAAUCGUGGGUUUUCGAUGAGAAUCCGUUUUCUCCCACUCCACGGCUGUUGCAUUCAAGAAGUGGGCACGCUGCCUCCGUCACCAAGCUCAGAUUUCUUCCCGCGGCGUCGGAUGGAUCCGAUGCAGCCGGGAAAUGGCUCUUGUCUGCUGCUCAAGACCGAAGCUUGUGGGGAUUUAGCCUGCGAAAAGAUGGUCAAAGUACAGAAUUAAGCCAGGGGGCGGUAAAGCACAAAGCCACAAAAGCUGGUCUCCUCACUGAUGAUGCACCGGGGGUAGAGGAGUUCAAGGCUCCACCCAUCAUCGACAUGGCAUGUUCCCUGAAUCGAGAUGGUGGCAUGGGCGGCGUCAGCGGCCCUACAUGGGCGAAUGCGAAGAACGUCAACGCAGAGGAAGCAAGUAUGACCGGAUGGGAAAGUGUCGUGACGGCUCAUGCCGACGAUCGGUUUGCGAGGACCUGGUCUUGGGGCAGAAAGAAGGCUGGAAGAUGGGCACUGGAAACAAGCGACCGCCAAUCCGUCACAAGCGUGGCUAUUACUACGUGCGGAACGUUUGCCGUGGUCGGCUCUGCAGGCGGCAGUCUUGAUAUGUUCAAUUUGCAAUCUGGCGCUCAUCGCCAAAAAUACCCCCCUCGACUUACACCAGUUCAGGCUAAACAACGCAAAUCACAGCCAGUCCAGGCGGAACAGACGUCGGGUAUGCCUCAUGGCCACCGAGACUCGAUAACAGGUAUCAUUGUGGACCAUCUCAAUCGCACUAUGGUCUCUGCCAGCUUGGAUGGUUCGAUCAUCUUCUGGGACUUUUCAACGGGUAAAAUCCUGGAAAAAAAGUAUGUGGAAUCUGCCGUGCCAAUGGCAAUUCAGUACAAUCCUGUGUCGGGACUUCUGGCAUUGUCUUGCGACGACCUCUGCCUUCGCAUCGUUGACAUUGAGACUCGAAAGACGGUGCGUGAGCUUUGGGGCUGUGUCGGUCAGAUUUACGAUUUCUGCUUCUCACACGAUGGUCGAUGGAUCGUGGCAUGUUCCAUGGACUCCGUUGUCCGAGUAUUUGAUCUCGCUACCGGACAUCUGAUUGAUGCAUUCAAGGCAGCUACGUGCACAAAUAUUGCUUUCUCAAGCACUGGCGAAUUCCUUGCAACUACGCAUGCCGGGACCCCUGGGAUCAAUAUUUGGACGAACAAGGCGUUAUUCAGUCAUAUACCGACUAGGCACGUCGAUGACUUCGAUGGUAUUAUCGAUCUGAGCGAGAGCGCCACUUUCCAUGCAGCCAGUCAGCUUGCCAUGGAGGCGGAUCAGACAGACGAGGAUGAACUGUCAAACGGACUAGACAGCUCUUCCCCAUUGGAACAGCUGGAUCAAAGCCUCUUGACGCUUUCCAUUGUGCCUCGAUCACGCUGGCAAACCUUGCUUAACCUUGAUAGUAUUCGCCAGCGGAACAAACCAAUCCAACCGCCUGAAAAGCCAAAGACCGCGCCGUUUUUCCUUGGAUCAAGCCUCACAAACGGUAGCAAGACUAGUGAUCAAACCCUAGUGAGCAAGAAGGAGCAGAUGAUCGAUGAUGUUGAGCGUUCUCGGAUCUCUCGAUUGGUUCUGAGCGACGAGGCAGGUUCCCAAUCGCAGCUGUCCGUCAUUCUAGAGAAUUUUCAGUCGGAUGCUGAACGAGACCCAUCCGCGCUCUCUGGUCAUUUAUCAUUGUUGCCCCCCUCGGCCGCCGAUCUUGAAAUUCGUUCCCUAGCCUUGAAGGAGAUGCCAACUUUUGUUCGCGCAUUGACGGAGCAGCUUAGACGAAAGAGGUCCUUUGAACUGGUCAACACUUGGAUGAGUGAAUUUCUAAAACUCCACGGUGAUUUUGUCAAUGAAGUCAAGGAACUCAACGAGGCUGUGCUGGCUUGGCGGACGGCCAUGGAGGAUGAAGAAAAGAGACUGAGUCAGUUGGUAGGAUAUACCAGGGGAGUUCUGGAGUUCUUAAGGAGCUCUCGGUAG